AUGUAAACAAGCACAGCGGGAAUCGGAUUGUAUUCCUUAUUUUCUAAAAUUAAUUGAAAAACAAUCAAUAAAAUUUAAAAUUUCGACAUGGAAGGUUCUCUCGAGAGGUGUUUUAUUUGUGCGGAUGAAUCAAGUUUGGUUUAUCGAAACCUGAUGGAACUGGUAACGAAGUAUUCGGGCACAUCAGUACAUAAAGUGAUCGAACGUUUCCUUGGUGGAGAUUUUUCUGAAAAUUUCGCAGAUCUUAUAGCCCCUGUCAUUUGCCAGGAGUGCGUUGUAAAGUUGAACGAUUAUGAUGCGGCUUAUACGAAGGCGUUAAUUAUCCAGAAAGAAUUCACCGAUCUACUUAAGAAAAGUUUAACUCUCGUAGGCGACAAGAUCCACGUAAGUGAGAUGCUUUUCAAAGAGGAACCGGAGAGUUUGUACGUCGAUGAAAUUGUAGAAUGCGAUCAGGAGCACGUUGGUGGUUCGGUUGACAACGGAGUUCAAGAUACGGUCAAGCUAGAAGAGAUUGUGUCUAUGAAAUGUAACACCUGCGGAGAGUGUUUCCGUUCGAUUCAUGAGAUGCGAAGCCAUUCGCACAAGCAAAAAGUAGAGGAAGAACAAAAGCAGGAUUCCGACGGGGAAAUGGAGUUCCAUUUGGAGUUUUUAGAUGAAACGGAUAAUUUCAAUUUGGAAGAUGUCGAAUAUAUUGAUGAAGAACGGUUAUAUGAAGACGAGGAUGAAUCAAAAGAUGGGGAAGUUAUUGGCCAAGAAAGGCUCACUGAUACGGAAGAAAUGUCAGAAGAAAAGGAGACAGCAGAAAUUAAACCGAAAGUGGAAAGUGCGAAGAACAAAUGUCUAGAGUGUAACAUAAAUUUAGGAUCAAAACUUAAAUUGAAGAAACACAUCCGUGAUCACCAUUCAGCAAGCAACGAUGUCGGUGGCAAUGUGUGUCAUAUUUGUGGUGUUACGGUUAAAACCAAAUCCCAUCUGACUGCCCAUGUUGCUAGACAUAGUCGAAAUAAUGACUUCACAUGCGUUUUUUGUGCGAAAAAAUUUCGAAGCAAUGGAGCGUUGAUACGACAUCUUCCGUUGCAUACAGGUGAGAAGCCCUUUCAAUGUGAACAGUGCGGAAAGCGAUUCUGCCAUCAGUCUUCGUUUAAUAUGCAUCGACUUAUGCAUGAUGAUAUCCGAGAGAAAAAAUGUGAGAUUUGUGGCUAUCGGCUUCGCAACGGAUCUCACCUUAAGCGGCAUAUGCGGAUGCAUUCCGGAGAAAGACCGUUUGAGUGUCCGACUUGUGGUCAAAAAUUUGCUCAAAGGUAUAACAUGACAGCUCAUUUGAAAGCUCAUCAAGGAAUUUACCGUGAACAAUCGAAGGUUUACAAGUGUCCUUUAUGUGACUCUACGUUCCAGCGAAAGCUUAAACUACAAGAGCAUUUGACUAGAGAGCACAAUACCACAGUAGAUUCGGCACUGCUGAAGCCAUCGGAACGCACCAAGGCCAACAAAAAAAUCGCAAAGACGGAACAAUUCUUAAAACAAGAAAGCAUAAAGUCAAUAGACAAUUAACUUAUAUAUUUUUACAAUAUUUCCAAUA
Messenger RNA from Malaya genurostris, 1579 nucleotides. RefSeq names its product zinc finger protein 39-like. Bases 88 to 1551 code for a protein of 487 amino acids. NCBI's taxonomy places the organism in Eukaryota, Metazoa, Arthropoda, Insecta, Diptera, Culicidae. Gene Ontology annotation, molecular function: DNA-binding transcription factor activity; RNA polymerase II cis-regulatory region sequence-specific DNA binding. The transcript has 5 exons. The record is from RefSeq and is a predicted model, not a curated record. Gene Ontology annotation, biological process: regulation of transcription by RNA polymerase II.